GCCUUAGUCGUCAGCGCACAGUCCCGGCGUGAACAGUGCCUGCCCGCGCUCCCGGCACCAGUGACGUCACGCAGACCGGGCUCAGUUCAGCCCAGCCCAAGAUGCAGCUUCUCGUGGGUGCCGCCGUCCUGCUGGCGGUCGUCACCGGCUCCCUCGGCCAGUGCCUGACCUCCAACGACACGGCCAUCAACGCCACCAACGCCGCCAACAUCUACAUCAGCGGCUCGCAUAACUUCAGCAUACGCCUCUUCCAGAAGCUCUACUCGGGUGACGCGACCAAGGAGCGUAACCUGUUCUACUCGCCACACUCGCUGUGGUGUGCCCUGUCUCUGGCCUACUUCGGUGCCGAGGGCGAUACGCAGACGCAGAUGGAGGAGGUGAUGGGCCUGACACAGCUGACCAAGGUGGAUGUGCUGCGCGCCUUCCGCUUCAUCCACUUCUGGGAAGACGUCCGCAAGAUGGACGACACGGUCGGCAAGAACACGCUGCGCGUGGCCAACAGACUUUACUUCGACAAGAAUGAAGAUGUGAAGGAGUGCAUGAAGGAAUUGUUCCACAAUGAAUUGGAAAUGUUGGAUUUCAUUGGAGCCAGCGAGGAGUCUCGGCAAACUAUCAACUCGUGGGUGGAGACGCAGACAGCCGACAGAAUCAAGGACCUGAUUCCCCCGGGCGCCGUGGACGCGACAACCCGCAUGGUCCUGGCGAACGCGGCGUACUUCAAGGGCACGUGGGACUCACAAUUCAAGCCGGACAGGACCAAGCCGGAGCUCUUCUACUCAUCGAAGGAGGAAGUCACCUUCGUCAACAUGAUGAAGCAGAAGGGCCAGUUUAACUUUGGCGUGUCGGAGGAGCUGCAGGCGCACAUCCUGGAGCUGCCGUAUCAGGGCGACGAGAUCAGCAUGUUCAUCCUGCUGCCGCCGUUCAUGGAGGGCGCACUGGACACGACUGUGUCUCGGCUAACGCCCGAGCUGCUGCGCCAGACCAUAGAGUUUAUGUGGCGCGUCGAUAUCCACGUGCAGCUCCCCAAGUUCCGCAUCGAGGAGAGCUACCAGAUGAGCGAGGACCUAAUCGACCUGGGCUUCGAGAACCUCUUCAACGCGUCGGCCGCCAACCUGAACGGCUUCUCGCACUCUGGCAACUUGGUGCUGACCAGAGCGCUGCACAAGUCCUUCCUGGAGAUCAACGAAGAGGGCGCUGAGGCGGCGGCGGCCACGGCGCUCAUCACCAUGCGCACCAGUCGGCCCUCGCAGCCGGAGCGGUUCAUCUGCAACCACCCCUUCAUGUACGUCAUCUACGACAAGAUGAUGCACACCAUGCUGUUCAUGGGCACUUUCGAGCACCCCAAGGCCGCGGCCCUGUCGCUGGACAAGAACGUCUGAGCCGGCGGCGGCGGCGGCGGUGGUCGAGACGCCGAGUCUUGGGCGCCGAAGGCAUCUCGAGGCGUCGACGGCGUCGCGCGGGCCAUCUGAAUGUGUGAUGCGUGGUGCGCACGAGUGUGGGUGUGGACGACCCUCACCGUGCGGGACUGGGUGCACCGAGCGGCGCGUGAGGGGUGGCCAGGGAAGCGCCGGGGACGGCCGCCGGGACAGUGGCGGUGCUCGGACGCCGGACGGCCGGUCACCGGCCCGGCGCAGUGCCCGCACCAGCACAAAGUGCACGCGCACCAGAUCUGCUGUUUGCCGCAGCGUAAUGAUGACCUCCGGGCACCGAUGGCCGGUGGAGAGGGCCGUGGGCCUGCCCUCGACUCGGCGGUGUGCAUGGUAUCGGGCGAACACCAGAGGCGGCCGCUGUUUCACGCCUGUGUUCUGCGCGAGUCGAUGUGUGACGUGUUAUUUUAUCGUGGCGUGACGGAGGCGAUGCAGGAUGCAGAUGCGUCCGGUGUCAGGCGCAAGUGCUUGAUCCAAGCACUGUCGCCUCGUAAGCGUGAACUAAGCUGUUAAUGACAAUUUUAAUAAAAAUAAACGUUACAUGGGCUGUAAAAGAAUAUCUCGCGCAGGUUAUUUGAUGUAAUUUCUUAGAAGGCGUUCACUUGUUGGUCCAAUAAACGUGGCACGUGAUUGGGA
Pollicipes pollicipes is the source of this 2063-nucleotide messenger RNA. Its product is annotated as serpin B4. The record is from RefSeq and is a predicted model, not a curated record. Gene Ontology annotation, molecular function: serine-type endopeptidase inhibitor activity. NCBI's taxonomy places the organism in Eukaryota, Metazoa, Arthropoda, Thecostraca, Pollicipedomorpha, Pollicipedidae. Bases 102 to 1379 code for a protein of 425 amino acids. The transcript has 8 exons.